UAUCGUAAUUUGAUAACAGCCAAUUUUCCCCCAUUGCCGAUCAAAAACAGGAAACCAAGGAACGCGCGGUUCGUCUCGAUCCCGUCCUCUCAUGGCUGUUGCAGGGACCUCGUUUGAUUUCGAUUUCGAUUUCGAUUUCGAGCUCUUCCUUUGAACGAUCCAAUCUCUCAUUAACUCCGUGACUUGUGGGAGAGAUUCUGUAACUGCUGGAAAACUUUUUCGUGAUUUUGAUUCGAAGGUGCGUCUUCUAAUCAACGCGACAGCUGAGAAUUUAGCAUAUAUGUCCUGCAACUCUGCAAGUUUGUCAUGUGCUACUGCGUGUAUAUUUUUGUAUAAAUAAAACAGUGGACUUGCUAAAGAUAAGGGAAUGUCAGCACCUGGGAAGUCUGAUUAUUCUUCUGGUGGACCAGAUAGGCCUUUAUACAGGUCUAACUUAGCUUCACAGAUGGCAAGAUCUAGUAGCUUUCGCGAGACUAUGGAGCAACCUGUCUCAUCUUCUCACGCGAGCAUGUUGAGGACCACUUCACCAUUAGCACAAACCGAUGUUACAAAUUUCUUCCAGUGUUUGCGUUUUGAUCCUAAGGUGGUUGCCGCAGAUCACAAGUCUGUUCGUCAAGGUGACUUUAAGCGUCAUGUGAAUAUUGGCCUUGGAAUUCAAGGGGAUGAAUCUCCAAGCACAACUCCGAGAGGGAAGUUAACUCCAUCCCCUAUACCAGAAGAGAUCAAAAGACUAAAGGCUGGUCUACGGGAAAACAUCGUGAAGGCCAGGGAGCGUGUGAUAAUUUUCAACGAAGCUUCGUCUGUAUUUAACAAGGUUUUUCCUACUGUACCCACAAAGAAAAGGUCUCGGCCAGAAGGGUUUUCCGUCGCCAGAGAAGGUUCCCCGCACCUGGUUUAUCCUUUUCUUAAGAUCGUCCCCAAAUCUGCUCCUCCAGAAUACGCCACUCUCGCAACGACCUCCUCCUCCCCGGCGGCGGCUACUUCCGGAGUUAUAACGAAGCGGUCGAGGAAAGACGACGGAAAAGGACGGCGACUCAGGAUACCUGCUCUUUGCGCCGCUAGGCUUUUUCAGUUAACCGGAGAGCUCGGUCAUAAAUCCGACGGCGAAACCAUCGAGUGGCUUCUCCAGCAAGCUGCGCCGUCGCUUGUCGCCGCUACUGGCACCGGCACCAUCCCGGCGAACUACUCCUCUCUAAAUGUCUCCCUCCGGAGCAGCGGAUCGACCCUCUCCGCGCCGCCGUCGUCGAAAUCGGUGCCUCUCUACGGCGCUCCCGCAGCGUCCGGUGAUCACACACCGCCUCUUUCAGGGUUUCAGAGACCGAGUAGUCUCAUCAGCGAAGUGACUAAGGAGCCUGGUCCCGAGAAGAGUAGCAAGAACAAGCUAGUUUUGGAACUGGACAUAAGCGGUGAUAAGUCCAUGCAGAAGAAGGUCAUGAAGAAACUUGCUGCACUCAGUGGAAUCAAUUAUAUAUCCCUAGAUCCGGAGACAGGCACCUUAACCAUUAAAGGAGACAUUGAAUUAAAUACGGUACUAGAAAAGGUGGAAAGGUAUUGCAGUUGCAAAAGAGUAAAAGUUUCAGGUGAGCCCGCCAUGAUGGCCGAGCCAAAGAAAAUGUAUAAAAGGGGAGUUUCGCAAGGGAGGGUUUCUAUGGGAAAGGCACUCACUAGUGAGCAAAGUCUGCGAUCAACCGCAGGUUCAGGCGACUCAUGCUCAGGGAUCAACAUUCCAGGAAAAUCAAUCAUCACACCUCCUAACGUGAGGAACCUAGAUGCUGAUUGGUACUCCUUCUGUGAUUUCCUUGACCAACGCAUGCGUCCAUUGACUCUCUCUGGGUGCACAGCCAAAGACGCCAUUGAUUUUCUCCGCAUGCGGCAGACUUCAGGCAACGCAGAGGCCCUUGUUGGCCGCCUCAGUGCUGCAUGUGAGGCAUACGGCAUAACACCCAAGGAAAAUCCUUUCCGCAGCUUAGCUGUAAUAUCAUACGUGAAGGAGACGAGGGAGAUUACUCGAGAAGCAGACUACGUAUUAGUUUUUUCGUGCAAUGACAACCUUGAUGAGGACGAGACACAUUUAAUUGAAGCCAUCUCGAAAGAGUUACACGAGCGAGAGGUUGCUCCUUUGACAUAUAAUCUAUCUCAGAGAGAGAACCUAGAUGGGGACAUGCUUUACAGAUCCAGUGUUGGUCUAAUGGUAGUUUCAAGUAGUUUGGCCUAUAGUAGUCAGUCUCUAGAUCAUUUGGCGGCGAUCAUGGAAUUUUGUAAAGCAAAACACCUUGUUAUUAUUCCUGUAUAUCUCAAGGUAACACCUUCUGACAUUUGUGGUUGGGAAGACCGUUUUGAACAAGUACUUCCGUCGUAUUUAAAUUCUAUCCAGCCAGACAGAAUCCAGAAAUGGAAGGCGGCUCUGACUGAUGUGGCAUCCAUUGAUGGACAUCAAUGGUCAGAAGGGAGUCAAUUUAUGCUUGCCAAGAAAGUUGUAAGGAACGCAUGCUUCAGGCUACAUUUGAAAAGCAGCAAGAACCUGGUCAGAAUCUUAGCAUUGUUAAAUCACCCCCAGCCUUUAGAGGCGGAAAUUGAGGGAAUCUGGGGCAUGGCAGGAAUAGGGAAGACAUCCAUUGCUAGAGAAAUUUUUGAAUUACUAGCUCCACAAUAUGAUUUGUGCUACUUUCUGCAAGACUUUCAUCGUAUGUGUAAGAGCAAAGGGUUGAGGCAAAUACGUGAUGAUUUCCUCUCUAAAGUAUUUAGAGAAGAAGAACUAUGUCUAGGCGCUUGUGAUACAAAACCGAGUUUCAUGAGGGACUGGUUCCAGAAUAGAGAGAUUCUCGUUGUUCUCGAUGACGUGAGUAAUGCAAGAGAUGCAGAAUAUGUAUUUGGAGGGUUUAGCUGGUUUUCUCGUGGGCACCGAAUCAUUUUAACCUCUAGGAGUAAACAAGUUCUUGUGCAGUGUAAGGUUAAAGAGCCAUACGAGAUUCAAAAGUUAUCCGAUUUUGAAUCUUUACGUCUCUGCAAACAGUAUUUAAAAGAAGAAAGUGCCAUCAUGUCCGAGCUAAUGAGCUGCAGUAGCGGUAUACCACUGGCUCUCAAGAGUUUUGUUUCCUCUGUAUCGAAGCAGCAUAUGAACGAUAUGAAGAAACAUCUUCAAAGCUUGCGGAUAAACCCUCCAACCAAGAUUCAGGAGGCAUUUCGGAGAAGCUUUGAUGGACUAGACGAAAACGGAAAGAACAUAUUUUUGGACCUUGCAUGUUUUUUCAGAGGGGAGAACAAAGAGCAUGUGGUGCAAUUACUUGAUGCGUGCGGUUUUUUUACAUAUCUUGGAAUUUGUGAUCUCAUUGACGAGUCUCUCAUUAGCCUUCUGGACAAUAAAAUAGAGAUCCCUAUUCCUUUUCAAGAUAUUGGUCGAUUUAUUGUUCGUGAAGAAGACAUGGAUCCAUGUGAACGUAGCAGAUUGUGGGACUCUAACGACAUCAUUGAUGUAUUGACAAACAAUUCAGGAACAGAAGCGAUUGAGGGAAUCUUCCUGGAUGCGUCUGACUUGACCUGUGAAUUAAGUCCUACUGUGUUUAGUAACAUGUACAGACUUAGAUUGUUGAAGUUUUAUUGUUCCAACACCUCUGGGAACCAGUGCAAGCUAAGUCUACCACAAGGCCUCGACACUUUGCCUGAUGAGCUACGGCUACUUCACUGGGAGCAUUACCCUUUAGGAUACUUGCCUCAGAAAUUUAGUCCGGAGAACCUUGUAGAGAUAAACAUGCCGUAUAGCAACAUUGAGAAGUUAUGGGAAGGGAAGAAAAAUCUCGAGAAGCUAAAGAAAAUCAAACUGAGUCACUCCAGAAAAUUAACUGAUGUCCUGACGUUAUCAGAAGCCAUGAACCUUGAACAUAUUGAUUUCGAAGGGUGUACGAGUAUGAUUGACGUUAGCACAUCUAUUACUCAUCUUGGGAAGCUUGUUUCGUUGAAUAUGAAAGACUGUUGUCAUUUGCGAAGUCUGCCUUCCAUGGUCGAUCUAACUUCUCUCAAGCUUCUUAAUUUGUCUGGCUGCUCAGAGCUUGAGGAUAUUCAGGAUUUUUCACCAAACCUGGAAGGGCUAUAUCUGGCUGGGACUGCCAUAAGGGAACUUCCAUUUUCAGUCGAGAAUCUUACUGAACUUAGUACGCUGGAUCUGGAGAACUGCGUAAGGCUUCAGAAACUGCCAUCCGGAGUAAGGAACUCGAGAUCUAUUGUCAACCUUAAGCUGUCUGGCUGCACAAUUCUUGAGCUUGGGAAGCGGAAAAGGUGAGUUUGGAAGCGCAAAGGGAUUGGAAGGGUGAAUUUGUAAAAGAAAGUCUGUAACAUAACUGAAGCAGUGUAUUUCCUAAGCCACAAUAGCCAUAUCCUUAAGUACCUUAUGCCUAUAAAUAAGGCUAUUGGCUCUCCAAGCUUCGUACGCCUCUAUCCUUGUGGUAAAUGAAACUUGUGUUGCAGUGAAACACUGUUGCUUCACCUGUAGAAUUUUUGCUUGA
Brassica napus (rape) is the source of this 4499-nucleotide messenger RNA. RefSeq names its product disease resistance protein RPP2A. The record is from RefSeq and is a predicted model, not a curated record. Bases 368 to 4276 code for a protein of 1302 amino acids. Gene Ontology annotation, molecular function: ADP binding; metal ion binding. The transcript has 8 exons. Gene Ontology annotation, biological process: signal transduction; defense response. Lineage: Eukaryota; Viridiplantae; Streptophyta; Magnoliopsida; Brassicales; Brassicaceae.